Messenger RNA from Naegleria lovaniensis, 4791 nucleotides. RefSeq lists its product as uncharacterized. The transcript has 3 exons. Bases 1 to 4791 code for a protein of 1596 amino acids. The record is from RefSeq and is a predicted model, not a curated record. Lineage: Eukaryota; Heterolobosea; Eutetramitea; Acrasida; Naegleriidae.
AUGACCAACAAUAGUAUCGGGCAAGAAUGCAUCAUCAAUGAAGAAGAGGUCAUGUCCAAUAUUGAUAAGCUUGUCAUAUUCCUGAAAAGAUUAAAGGUUACUCACUUGGUGAUUGAAAGAAAUCUCUUCCGAAAGAGUUUACUCCCGAACAAUAACGACACUCCAAACAAUACUCAUCAUACGAAGAAACAACUUACUCCAUCCAAUUAUCAUCACUCCUCACCUUCCGAGUCUGAAUUUCAUUUUCGUUAUUUCACGGGUAGCGAGUCUUUUAUUGAGUGGACGAAAACGGCAGUAUUGAAUCCUCUCUUCUUGAAAUGCUCGGAUUUAGAGACUCAUGUUCAGACCACUCAAACCCUGAUGCAGUCAAUCAAAGGGAAAACUAUGCCUACCAAUUCACGAAAAGGAGAGCUCAUUUCAGAAGUUUUGGUAUGCCUCGAAUUGCUGAGCUUGUUUUGGAUUAGGCUGAAGAAUGAUGAUCGUGAUACCAUUAAGAAUGUGGAUGCAUCCACAACAUCGUCGUCCAACAGUACUACUGGAAGCUGGUCCAGUCAUGAGCCGAAUUCUAUUUUAACUGCCUCUUCUUCAUAUGGAAUACCAGUAGCGAAUAGAGCAGUUUCAUUUUCGAGCGAACCUUACUGCAAAGCAGCUCAAGAAUUGCAACAGUCCUUACCAUCUCAAAUUAGAGAAUUUGAUACCCCUGGCGUGGGAUAUGACAACAAGGUGGAGAGGAAUGAGGAGACAUGCUCCGACCCUGGUAACAUGGCGAUUUGGAGUUUUUUGUGGUCGAAUCAUGACGACUUUAAACGACUUGCUAAUAAUACUGUAAAACAAGAGACACUUGUGCCGAGAAAUUGUGUAACCUCCAAUGGUGAUAAUCCAUUCACUGAUUACCAAAACGUGGUGACGUCUGGUGCAAACGAAUUAUUAAGAUGCUUUAAUAAUGUGCUUGACUCUAGUGAAGAACGAAUUCACUUCUUUGAUUGCCUUAUCUCGAUUCUUUCGCUCAAACAAUUGUAUUAUUAUUUUGCGUGUCACGACAAACAUGACUCAAACAAUGAAGCAAUACAUGAAUCCAUAUCACAAGAAGAGUGGAAGAUGAUUUUUCCAUUUCAAGAUAUAUCAUGGAUUCCAAAGAUGCAAGAAUUGAAUAUAAAAGAACAGAUCACCUUAUUGAAAACCAUUGUGAACCAAUUGUAUAAUACCCUAUUUCAAUGGUUUCAAAUGAAAGUGAACGAUUAUCUUGUUCAAAUGUUACAGUCAGUACGGGGAGGAUAUGAUGAAACACAGGGCAUUCCACCAGAAUUACUACUAGAAAAUCAAUAUCUACUUAUUGAGCUUGUGAAUAGUUAUCAAACUGAUGCAGAGAAAACCUUUGACAUGUCGGAUCAUCGACAAUCCUUGAUACACAAGAAUCAUCUAGAAAAAUUUCAAAAAUUUAGAGAACGAAAAAGACAACACAAAUCCAUGACGAACCUAAUGGUUGACAAGACAAGUGCUCUGAAUCCGCUAGAAGACACCUCAGAAAAUUCUCAACAGUUUAACCUUAUCAAAAUGACCAUGACUGAAAUGAUUAAGCAGUUAUUUGAAUCAAAAUUUGGCAACAUUUCCACUUUCACUAAUGAUUUUGCGUACAUGAGCCUCUUCGAAAAAUCUGCCCUGUCCUAUGUUUUUUGUCUCAACUCGAAUAUUCAUGACGAUUACAUAUAUAAACAGAGAAUUGUCAGCUAUUUACCUGAGAUUGUGGACUUUAAGAGACAAAUUCUAUCAGUCAUGUCUGAUGUUAAAUUGGAUGUUCAUGUGCUUGAUAAGGCAAUGAAUGAGUUUGGAGACCACACGAAUGACGUGCUGCUAAGUACCAACACCUCUCAACACGAAAUACCAACUGCAGACCCAUCCAUGGAGGUUAUAUCGCCAGAUAUAAUAAUAACUAACAUUCCUAUCCCAACUCCAAUCUCACCUCCUGAAAGCAAAAAGAAAAUUUUUACAAUUAAAAAAACGAAACAAAGAGAGCAGAGAGAGCUUGAGCUCCUACAAGAAGAAGUGGAUGAGUUGGAAAAGCAAAUUCAUGAAAGAAAAGAACUAAUUUCCAAAAUUGAAAACUUGAAACGUGAGAAGGGAAGUGAUCAAAGUACUUUAGCGCAACAAGUUGUUGAUUUGAAAGAAAUUUCAGUGCUCGAGAAGACAAUUGUGAAGGCUAGAUCGUGUCUCGCAUUAUGCAACGUGUAUCAUUGUGACUGGUAUCGAGACAAAAUUGUAGAGUAUCUUGAUGAAUUGAGAGAACUAGUUGAAACAUGUGAAAACCCUUCUGAUGUGAAAGAAGACAGCUUGGUUUUGAAACAUUUACAAGACCAUCUUGACGAACACUCCUACUACAUUGGCUUUCAGUUACCAUCAUUAUUCACCUCACUGCAAGAUAACACAUCAGCCACAAAUUGUGCAAACUUUAAGGGAUUUCAGCGAUUAUACAAAUAUAUGGACAUUAUAGAAAAUCAUGUGGAUAUAAUUCCUUUGUCUCCUCUCAAUGUAGCAGAGUGUUUAAAGCUUUGCACGAGAAAGCUCCAAUCUGAUUUGGAAAUUCUGACACAAGUGAGACAUUUUCGUUCCAUCACAUUGUACAAUAACCAUGAAAUUGGGUGUAGAGUUGUGAAAUGUAUUGAACUUUUGAGUCUUAAAUCACCAUAUAGAUCUCUCAUUUCAUUAUUGCUGAAUGAAUUUCAUACGUUUCAGGUUGCAAGUGAGUUGUUGAGACUAUCUUUGAAACAUUUUCAAGCGUUCAAAGAUUAUGUGUAUGCGCUGCUUCAUAUGAUUCAGUCUAUUGUUGAGAAAAUUACUGGCUCAUUAGACGAGCACGCAGAGAACAUUUUGUCGUCACAACAGGAUGUUCACGAAGCGUCGUCGUGCGAUAGAAAAGAAUUGGACUCGAUUGCCUCUUCGCUUUCCAAUGCAUCAUUUACGUUCAGCUUAAUAUUCGCAUUUAAUAUGUCUUAUUCUGAACUCCAUUGGAAUGAAACUACAGUGUUUGAUAUUUUGAGCUUGUCCGUUUCAAGAGACAGCUAUGGUGAUACAGUCACAAGCGCUCAUACUACUCUCAAUCUACCCAUUGCUCGCACUGCCCUUUGUCUGUUGAGACUCCUUCUUCACAACAAUUACAUCUUCGACAUUUUAAAUUCUUGCAACAGAAUUGAAAGAUUAUUACCAGAAAAUUUAAUACAAGCUCUCAGAACAUGUAGCGAUAUUGAAUUGCAAAAUGAAGUAAUUCAGUUGAUAGAUCUAGGAGCCCGAAAAAUCGCUUACAAGAGUAGCAUUUCUCAAGACAUGACCAUGUGCGACUUGCCAAUUGCAGAGGAUGCUUCUCAAUUCAAUGAACAAGUUCUAGGAGAAAUUGUGAACCAAAAGAAUUGUUUCACAUUGUUUAACUAUAGAGACAUGUUUUUGGAUGAUCACGCACCACAAAUUCUCCUUCUCAUUCUUCAUAACCAUGUCAUGCAUUAUGUGGAUGGAAAUUUUGGAAAUGAUUUUUCACACAAGAAAAUGGUUUGCUUGUUGACUCAAUCAAUUUGUAAUGCUCUAUAUGCAUUGUUGACAGAAAACAGUUGUGAUGCCAUGUUAAACCUAUUUGAGAACGAAAGACUUCAAAAAACGAACAGUGCAGGUAGUUUGAGUAUGACGUCAGCAUCGGCGUUGUGGCAGCAUCGACCCAGUGUAGACAUGAUGUCACUCAACCAAUCCUUUGCUUCAAGCUUAUCAGAAAAUGGUAUGAAGAGAGAAAUUUAUAGCUGUUUGUUUUAUGUGUUGCUUCAAGCAUUGUUAAUAGAAAGAAGAUCCUCCAUUAUGGAAUGCAGUAGCAGUGAUGAACAAAACAAUACUGCUCCAUACAUUGAAUGUGAAUUAUUCAAAGUGUCAUGGCAUGCUUUUAUGGAUUUAAUGAGAUCAUCUGGAGAGUUUAGAAGAUGUGUCGAUCGACAAUUUGCAUCUGUUGCCUAUCUGCGAGAUUUAUCCUUUUUACAGCUCUUAUUGGGAACAUUUAAUCAUUCACACAUUAGAAUUCCCAUGACAAAGGAGAUACCAAACAUGAGUGAUGAAUGGCCCUUACUUGACAAGCAAGAUCAACUACUCAAGAUAGAACUGGAGAAAUAUGGGCCAGAUGUUUUACAGGAUUUGCAUUACAGUCGCCUUCAUUCGGAUGACCAUAUCGAUCAAUCACCCCACAUUUUAGAGUGCACGCCGUAUGAGUUGGCGAAGGAGGUGUUGCUUUUCAAGAGAAUUCAUGCACGAUACGAGUUUGAUACGAACAGCAACACUUCAAGUAUUAAUCCAUUUCACAAUGGUCAUGAUUCCGUUGGGCCCUCUCUCAUUGAAGCACUUUGUGAAAAAUACACAAGUGGUUUCUUUUCACACUAUGCCGAGCAGGGUCUCUUUGAAUGGAAUGAAGAAUUUUCAAGCGUUUUGGAACAUUCUCAAGAACAUGAAGAAGAGUUGUUGCAUUUGCAAUAUGCCCAACAGCGGCAACAAUGGUCACAGAAAAGUCCAAAAAGAUCCAACGAGAACAACAGAGGAGGAAUAUUCUCGCCAUUCCAACCAAGUCCACAACAACGUUCACCACUACCAUCUUCACAACAGACUCCAUCAAAAACACUCUCCCAUCAUUCAUCGGUGUCAGCAUUGCCAGGAAUUUCUCCAAUUAAGAAGAUGAUGACCACACAGUUUCCAUCCUCUCCUUCACUUCCCAGCAAGUCAUCUCCACCAACUCCUCAACGAUCGAUGAAGCCCAAAAAGUUAUUUUUCUAA